Molecule: messenger RNA, 7669 nt
Organism: Sinocyclocheilus grahami
Lineage: Eukaryota; Metazoa; Chordata; Actinopteri; Cypriniformes; Cyprinidae
Product: WD repeat and FYVE domain-containing protein 3-like
Exons: 37
Coding region: 343-5412 (1689 amino acids)
Biological process (GO): aggrephagy
Molecular function (GO): metal ion binding; protein binding
Source: RefSeq, a predicted model, not a curated record
CCUUGGUGUGAAGGUGCCUUUAGAGUGAACAGUGUUCCUAAACUCCAGAGGUGCAGAGUCAAACCUGCAGUUGUUAAACUGCUAUCACUAACACAAUGUGUACUUGUUUCUGUUCUCAGUGAAGCUGCUAAGAAUGCCAAACUAUUGCGGGAGUUUCAAUUGAUCCCCAGACUGCUGCUGACUCUGAGGGAUCAAUCUCUGUCUCAGCCCACCAUCGCUGCAAUCGGCAAUGUCCUCAGUCUCCUGCUUCAAGGCUUCCCCAACUCAUAUGACCUACUCAGGUUUGGGCAGUUUAUCUCUUCAACAUUGCCAACAUUUGCAGUCUGUGAGAAGUUUGUCAUUAUGGAGAACACCAAUGAGGAGAAGAUCGACAGGGGAGCUGAGGAUGAGUUUGGAGGCCUCCUGUCAUCCAACUUGAUUCUUCUGCGGAACAGACUGCUGGACAUCCUCCUCAAACAACUCUUCACCUGCAAAGAGAAGAACAUUGUUAAUGUACAGGCUUGCGAAGAACUUGUGCGCACCUUGGGUUUUGAUUGGUUGCUGAUGUUUAUGGAAGAACACAUUCACUCCAGUACAGUGACGGCAGCUCUCUUAAUCUUGGUGGUGUUGCUGAGUAACCAAUCCAUCCUGAGCCGGUUUAAAGAGGGUCUGUCUGGAGGAGGAUGGCUGGACCACACUGACUCUGUGCUCACUAAUAAGAUUGGCACUGUUCUGGGUUUUAACGUUGGCCGCAGCGCAGGGGGCAGGUCGACAUUGCGUGAAAUCAACCGAGAUGCCUGCCAUUUCCCAGGAUUCCCUGUGUUGCAAACUCUACUGCCCAAACACACCAAUGUCCCAGAGAUCUACUUCAUGCUCAUGGCCCUUUUCCUCCAGCAGCCAAUCACAGAGCUGCCUGACAGCCUGCAGGUACAUUUUGACCUGGAUUCUAUCUGGACGUUUAUAUUUGGUGUCCCAUCUUCCAGUGCUACAGUGGUGGGCUCCAUUCACAACAUGUGCACUGAAGCAGCGUUCCUGCUCCUGGCAAUGCUGCGCAGCAUGCUCAACCUGCCUUGGCAGUCAGAGGAGGAGGGUUCCUGGCUGAGAGAAUAUCCCAUCACUCUCAUGCAGUUUUUCCGUUACCUCUAUCACAACAUCCCAGAUCUGGCACACAUGUGGCACAGCCCGGACUUCCUGUGUACACUUGCUGCUACGGUUUUCCCCUUCAAUAUACGGCCUUACUCUGAGAUGGUGAGUGAUUUGGAUGAUGAAGCAAGCUCACCCACAGAAGAGUUCAAAGCCUUUGUGACAGAUACAGGCAUGAACCGUAGCCAGUCAGAAUACUGUAAUGUAGGCAAUAAAACCUACUUGACCAACCACCCAGCCAAGAAGUAUGUCUUUGACUUCAUGAGGGUCCUCAUCAUGGACAACCUGUGCAUGACACCUGCCAGCAAACAGACGCCCAUCAUUGAUCUUCUGCUAGAGGCCUCACCAGAGCGGUCAACCAGGACCCAGCAGAAAGAGUUUCAGUCAUACAUCCUGGACAGUGUGAUGGAGCAGCUUCUGGCAGCAGAUGUUCUGUUGGGUGAGGAGGCAUCAUUGCCAAUAACGACAGGAGGAAGUUAUCAGGUCCUGGUCAACAAUGUGUUCUACUUCACACAGCGUGUGGUGGAUAAGCUUUGGCAGGGCAUGUUCAACAAAGAGUCCAAGCUCGUGGUGGAUUUCAUAGUUCAGCUGAUCACCCAGUCCAAACGGCGAUCACAGGGUUUGUCUCUGGACUCAGUCUACCAUUGUCUGAACCGAACAAUCCUCUACCAGCUCUCACGACCACACAAAACGGUCCCGCAACAGGUCACCUUGCUGGAUUCACUACGUGUGCUGACGGUAAACCGAAACCUCGUGCUGGGACCUGGCAACCAUGACCAGGAGUUUGUGGCUUGUCUGGCCCACUGCUUGAUCAACCUGCACACGGGGAGUAGUGUGGAGGGAUUUGGUUUGGAGGCAGAGGCCAGAAUGACCACCUGGCAUGUCGCGGUUCCUUCUGAGAACAAGUCGGACCAUGUCCAGAGCCAGGAUGUUAGCGAAGGUCGUCAGUUGCUGCUCAAGGCAGUGAAUCGUGUGUGGACAGAGCUCAUGCACAGUAAGCGGCAAAUGCUGGAGGACAUUUUUAAAGUGUCUCUACCAGUCAAUGAUCGAGGACAUGUGGACAUCGCCACUGCUCGACCUGCUUUAGAGGAACCUGCUGCUAAAAGCUGGCAGAACCACCUGGUCCACGAGAAGAAAUGCAUCAGCAGGGGCGAAACCGUUGCCCCAGCGAAUCAGUCCAAACUGUCUCGAGUCAGCAGUGGCUUUGGUCUGUCCAAACUUACUGGCUCCCGUCGCAGCAAGAAGGAAAGUGGAAUGAACAAGAACAAUCUUUCUGCACAGGAAACCUUUCAGUGGAUGUUCACGCACAUUGCUGUGGUCCGGGACUUGGUCGCAAUGCAGUACAAGGAGCAUCAAGAGAGACAGCAGAAUGCGCUGAAGUAUGUGAUGGAUGAGUGGGCAGGGAUUGAAUAUGAGCUGCUUCGUGAGAGGGGCCUCUGGGGGCCUCCUAUUGGCUCCCACCUGGACAAGUUUCAGUUGGACAUGACUGAGGGACCCUGUAGAAUGAGGAAGAAGAUGGUUCGGAAUGACAUGUUUUACAUUCAUUAUCCCUACGUGCCUGAUCCUGAGCCCAAUGCAAGCACUCAGAAUCAAUCACAGGUGCCAUUAAUGGGUGCAAUGGUUAACAUACCAGUCCAGUUCCAGUUCCUGGCAGUUGUUCCUUCACUAGCCGACAGCUCAGAAUCUGUCUCUGGGCAACGUCCCAACACCAGUGUGGAACAAGGGUCUGGUCUUCUCAGUACGCUGGUCGGCGAGAAGUCAGUGACCCAAAGAUGGGAGAGAGGUGAAAUCAGUAAUUUCCAGUAUUUGAUGCAUCUCAACACACUGGCUGGCAGGUCAUAUAAUGACCUGAUGCAGUAUCCCGUCUUUCCAUGGAUCCUGGCAGACUUUGACUCUGAGGAACUGGACCUCAACAAUCCAAAGACAUUCCGAAACUUAUCCAAACCCAUGGGAGCUCAGACAGAUGACAGACUGAUCCAGUACAAGAAAAGAUUCAAAGACUGGGAGGAUCCUAAUGGCGAGACUCCAGCAUAUCAUUAUGGCACUCAUUACUCCUCUGCAAUGAUUGUGGCCUCAUAUCUGGUCAGAAUGGAGCCUUUCACACAGAUCUUUCUCAGGCUUCAGGGAGGACAUUUUGAUCUGGCCGACCGAAUGUUUAACAGCAUACGAGAGGCUUGGCUCUCUGCUUCCAAACACAACAUGGCUGAUGUGAAGGAACUCAUUCCGGAGUUCUUCUACCUUCCUGAGUUCCUGCUCAAUUCCAACAACUUCGAUCUUGGGAGUAAACAGAAUGGCACCAAGCUUGGAGAUGUGAUUCUGCCUCCGUGGGCAAAAGGAGACCCGAGAGAGUUCAUCAGGGUUCACAGAGAGGCUUUGGAGUGUGACUAUGUCAGCGCCCAUCUGCAUGAAUGGAUCGAUCUGAUCUUUGGUUACAAGCAGCAGGGUCCUCCAGCGGUGGAAGCAGUCAAUGUCUUCCACCAUCUCUUCUAUGAGGGCCAGGUGGACAUCUACAACAUUAAUGACCCACUUAAAGAAACCGCUACCAUUGGAUUCAUCAACAACUUUGGCCAGAUCCCAAAACAGCUUUUUAAGAAGCCCCAUCCUCCAAAGCGAGUGCGCAGUAAGUCAAACGGAGAGGUACCUGGUGUACCUGUUACACUCAACUCCAGCUUAGACAAAAUCUUCUUCCAUCAUCUGGACAACUUGCGGCCCUCUCUCACACCUGUCAAAGAGCUGAAGGAGCCAGUGGGUCAGAUAGUGUGCACUGACAAAGGCAUUCUGGCUGUUGAGCAGAACAAGGUGUUGGUUCCUCCUGCCUGGAAUAAAACCUUCGCCUGGGGCUAUGCGGACCUCAGCUGCCGCCUCUCCAACUAUGAGUCUGACAAGGCGGUUGUAGUAUAUGAGUGCCUGUCUGAGUGGGGGCAGAUCCUGUGUGCUAUCUGUCCCAAUCCCAAACUGGUCAUUACUGGAGGAUUAAGCACUGCUAUCUGUGUAUGGGAGACCGGGACUUCCAAAGAGAAAGCCAAGAGCCUCACACUCAAACAGGCUCUUCUGGGCCACACAGAUGCAGUUACAUAUCUCACAGCGUCAUCAGCUUACCACAUCAUCGUGAGUGGCUCUCGGGACCGUACGUGCAUCAUUUGGGACCUGAAUAAGCUGUCUUUCGUCACCCAGCUGAGGGGCCAUCGGGCUCCUGUCUCAGCGCUCUGCAUCAAUGAGCUUACUGGUGAUAUAGUGUCCUGUGCUGGCACCUACAUCCAUGUGUGGAGCAUCAAUGGAAGUCCCAUCGCCAGCGCCAACACUUUCACUGGCCGGAGCCAACAAAUCCUCUGCUGCUGCAUCUCAGAGAUGAAUGAGUGGGACACACAGAAUGUUAUCGUUACGGGACACUCCGACGGUGUUGUCAGGUUCUGGAGAAUUGAGUUCCUCCAAGUCCCAGAAACCCCUGCUCCAGAGCCUGUAGAGCCCCCCGAUGUGCCAGACUGCUGUGGAGAGAUUGAGGGUCGUGAUGCUCCAGAGGAUGACAGCAGUGAGUCUGAAGGAGAGGAAACCAGCCUCAGUCAGGACCCUAAACCCCUAAACAGCCAGCCCAGCAGCACGGUCCACAGACCCAAACCUCGCACCGGAGCCUCCUGGUCGGUGGACAGCAGCUCUGACGACUCCCGCCGCUGGUCGGACACACUCAGUAUUGAUGAGAAGGAUGGCUUUGUUUUUGUAAACUACUCAGAGGGCCAGAUUAGAGCGGGAAUUCCCUCACAGCCACAUUUACAACCGCACUCAGCACCCUCGCAUGGGCCAGUACCACAGCCUCUUCAGCCCAGUACUAUGGAGGCUCGGUCAUACAACAAGCUCAAACCAGGCUACAGAUGGGAGAGACAGCUGGUGUUCCGGAGCAAACUCACCAUGCACACAGCGUUUGACCGCAAGGACAACGCUCAUCCUGCGGAAAUCACCUCGCUUGCCAUUUCAAAAGACCACAGUAAGAUCCUGGUAGGCGACAGCAGUGGCCGCGUGUUUAGCUGGUCUGUCAGUGAUCAGCCCGGACGCUCUACCGCAGACCACUGGGUGAAGGACGAGCAGGUGGACAGCUGCUCUGGAUGCACUGUGCGUUUCUCCCUCACUGAAAGGCGCCACCACUGCAGAAACUGUGGCCAGGUCUUCUGCCAGAAGUGUAGUCGCUUCCAGUCAGAGAUCAAGCGGCUGAAAAUCUCCUCUCCUGUGCGUGUCUGUCAGAACUGUUACUACAACCUGCAGCAUGAGCGGGGCUCUGAAGAAAGCCCGAGAAACUAGUUCACCCUCACCCCACAUCACAUCACAUGCCCAAAGCCCAAAAUCCCAACCACCCUCAAAAAAACAUUUCACUGCUCCCCGUGCAAGAUCUCAUUGGUCAAAAUCUCCUAAAUGGCAUCACUAAUGCUCAUAAUUUCAUACACUGGAGAAGUGUGACCGUUCAAAAGAGACUUUUGUUAGUUUACUUUUCCAUUCAUGCAUUUUCUUUUGCAGAAUGCUCCGUCAUCUCAUUGGAAUCAUCCACAAAGUCGGCAUUAUGUUUAGAUAUUAGAAAAAGCAAUGCGUAUAAAACGCUUCCUGAUGAAACGAGAUGACACUUGUUUAUAUUGUAAAUACUUACAAUGGCAUUUUUAACUAGAAACAGUGAAACAAAAAGUCAUUAUUAAGAGAUAAAAGAAGAAAUCAAAACGCAUUGCUUGUAAUAUAGUAUUACAGUAUGUUAAAAAUCACUCUUGGCUUUAAAAGAACAAAACUGCGAGUGUGUGUGUAGUCGAUGUCACAAGUCACAGCCUCCCAGCGGGAAUAAUAUUGGGGACUAUGAAUGUUGAUAAAUGUUUGUGGGUUGACAUUGCAAAUGACAUGCAAAUGCUUAAUUAUGUUUAUUUUAUAUGUUCUGUUGUGUUGCCCACAGUAUCAGUCAGUUGCCAUAGACAACUUUUUCCAUUUAAAUUUUGUUGCCAACCUGCCUUGAUAUGCAACUAUUAUCUUAUUUUAACAGUUGUGUAGGUCAAUGAAAGUAUGUAAAUGUUGAACUUAGAUUAAAGACCACUUUAAAUUAUUUUUUUUAAAUGACAGGAUUCAUUCAAACUUUAAAUGAUUCCACCACACGUGUUAUGCGACAGAAGACAGAAACGUUUCUGACCAAUUGAAAGACUAAUAUCAAACAUGCUUCUGAAGUGUCAGAGUUCCUGCUUAUUUCAUAUCGUUUCACAUCUGUACAUUUUGCAUUAGUGUGGGACUUCUCUGACUAAUUCUUCAUCUGUUAUUAACUAAUAUGCAUUAGACAACUUAAAUGUUACUCUCUGGCACUAGCUUAAAAAUUAUGGUUUUGUUUUUAGUAAAAACGUGCAUGUAUUCUUAUUCUUAAAAAAUCACUAUUUUAACCGUUUGCGAUGUUGCACCAGUGUAAAUGUCUGUAGAUUAGGAAAGCAAUAGUUACUGAUGUUUUCACUCCACACACAUUUCACGAAAGACUGUAGCUUGAAUGUUAUCAUGUGUACAGAAAAAGGGAUUUAACAAUUUUAAUGGACUGGAAGCCUAGUUUCUUCUUACCUUAGACAAAACUAUGAAAGAGAAAGUUUUUUCUUCUUUUUCUUUUUGAUACUGUGGGCAAUACCCUAUCAAAAGUGCUGCUUUGAUUAAUAGAGAGAAUUUAUUUUUCUUUCUUUAAAUGGUCUGACACCUGCAACUUUAAAAAGAUGAACCAUUGCAGUUGUUUUAUUCACUGUUGUAUGAUUUCCGUACAGCCUAAUAUGCACUCCUUAUAGUUGAAUUAUUCUAUAUUAAUGUACUGUAAUUCAGCGUGCCAUCAUAACAUCAUAAAGCUGUUGGGGUUUUGCUGUCGACAAGCAGCUCAAAGAUCAAAUGGCUAUAUCAAUCUGAAAUAAUUUUUGCACCUUGACAUGUAGAAAAGACAAAGAAAUGGAGUAAUCGCUGUUUUGUCAGAUGCAUUUUUAUGGUGUGGGGUAUUAUUUUGAAAGGGUGCAUUUCUUUACAGUAAGAUGAACUGUACAAAGUAUUUAUGCAAUUAUUUUGUUUUCUUUUUUAUGAUUUUCCAGCUAGGUUGGUUACUUGUUGCAUGUCUAACACAGCUGACUUUCUGUGUCAGUGUAUUGUACAUGUUUUGGCAUUAUGUUUUAUUUGUUUUCUCUUUCUUUGGCUCAUUUUUAUGGCAUUAUCUAACGAGUCGAUCCUGAGGGUUUUGUGUACAGCUUUAGGUGGAUAUACAGAGUGUCCCACGACUCUUUGGUUGACUUUUUGUACUCUAAUGUAUGGAUGUUGAGGACUGAUCCCGGAACUGAUGAAUUACACAUGGAUUGUCCCUGUUUGGUGGUCUUGUGAUAGACUGCAUAACUACAGUAUCUAGUGUGCAAAACUGUGGUAGCUGAAUGUUCAUUGUAUAUUUGUGUUGAAAAACAAUUACAUGAACCCCUCCCCCAUAAAUAACCCCUAUACUGUACCUGUUAUUAUGACGCAAUAGAUAUGGUACUCAUACCUUUUAAUUUAGUUUCAAUUAAAUACUUGCUGUUUACCACCA